Molecule: messenger RNA, 1260 nt
Organism: Arabidopsis thaliana (thale cress)
Lineage: Eukaryota; Viridiplantae; Streptophyta; Magnoliopsida; Brassicales; Brassicaceae
Gene: SWEET9
Product: Nodulin MtN3 family protein
Exons: 6
Coding region: 157-933 (258 amino acids)
Biological process (GO): carbohydrate transmembrane transport; sucrose transport
Cellular component (GO): Golgi apparatus; plasma membrane; membrane
Molecular function (GO): sugar transmembrane transporter activity; sucrose transmembrane transporter activity
Source: RefSeq, marked reviewed
AAAAAUGAAAAUGCAAGAAUGACUCACUUUUUUUUUGGUUUAAGGGUUUAUAAGAAUGACUCACUUUUUCUCCAAGACCAAUAUAAAAUGGAGGUUUGCAUGAAGAAACUAUAAUUCAAAGCAGUCAACUAGCAAGAGAAAGAGAGAAAAGUGAAGAUGUUCCUCAAGGUUCAUGAAAUUGCUUUUCUCUUUGGUCUCUUAGGCAACAUUGUGUCUUUUGGGGUGUUCUUGUCACCAGUGCCAACGUUUUAUGGGAUAUACAAGAAGAAAUCAUCAAAAGGGUUUCAGUCGAUACCGUACAUAUGUGCACUAGCAAGUGCAACUCUUCUUCUCUACUACGGAAUCAUGAAGACACAUGCUUAUCUGAUCAUUAGUAUUAACACCUUUGGAUGUUUCAUUGAAAUCUCCUACUUGUUUCUCUAUAUCCUUUAUGCACCAAGAGAGGCCAAGAUAUCCACGUUGAAGUUGAUAGUGAUAUGCAACAUCGGUGGACUUGGUCUCUUAAUUCUUCUAGUUAAUCUUUUGGUUCCAAAACAACACCGCGUCUCGACCGUUGGAUGGGUUUGUGCUGCCUACAGUCUCGCAGUCUUUGCUUCUCCCUUAAGCGUCAUGAGGAAGGUUAUAAAGACAAAGAGUGUGGAAUACAUGCCGUUUCUUCUCUCCUUGUCUCUCACUCUUAACGCCGUCAUGUGGUUCUUUUAUGGACUUCUUAUCAAAGACAAGUUCAUUGCUAUGCCAAACAUUCUCGGUUUUCUAUUCGGUGUAGCUCAGAUGAUACUAUACAUGAUGUAUCAAGGUUCCACGAAAACGGAUUUGCCAACAGAGAACCAACUAGCAAAUAAAACCGAUGUUAACGAAGUCCCGAUCGUGGCCGUUGAAUUGCCUGAUGUGGGAUCAGACAAUGUUGAAGGAUCGGUGAGGCCAAUGAAGUGAAGGGCAAACAUGCAUGGGGAAGAUGUAUGGGAGACGACAUGUUAUCGUAUGUUGGAAUAAUAAACUUUAAUUUCUAUGUUUUGUCGGUUUGAGUCGGUCUAACCAAAACCAAUGUUAUAUUGUUUUGACUUUUGAUCAUCACCAACCCUUGAUAAAAGAUAAUCUAGUCUACGGUAUUUAAGUCUAUGUCGAUGCGUACCUAAGCUAAGCUCCAUGGAACUAUCAGUUAAAAUGCUUUAACAGUUGGAACUGAAAAAAAUAAUCAAUCUAAUCCAAAUGGUUGUACAAUCAACAGAUGGAAUAAAAUAUUUAGAUGAAUUUUCAUUA